AUAUUUAACUUCUUCUAAUUAUUUUGUCAGAUUUUGUUCAAAUGUUUUUUGAGACUUUUUCCAAACUGACCGGUAGAAAUACGUCACCUAGAACAGAGGAGCAGAAUCUGACAAACACAAUCUGAAAACAAUGCAGUUCAUCAAAAACAAUGUUUACAAUCAUUUCUAAAUUAAAUGUGAAAUUAAAAAAGGAGGGAAUAAUCUCAUGAAGCCUGAAGUCAGACGCUGACCGGCGAAUAUUUUAAAUAUGGUUCCAGAGAAACACGUCGAGUUUUUAAAAGCUGAAGAUGUUCUGGUGUUUCAUGAAGGAGGAACGUCUCCAGGCGCCGCCACGUGACCUCUGACCUCAGCUCCUCAUGCAAACUUCUUCCAAAUCAGCCGCUGACUUUGACUGACAAAUGUUUCAUUUCCAUAAGAGAAGAAGAAGGAAGCGUGUGGAGGACAGACCGCCGGCGGCGCACAGCAGGGCAGAGCGUUUCCUCCUCAGGACGGAUUCAUUUCCAUCAUCCGAGUUUAUUUCACAGGUUGAAGAUUUUCAAAGAGCCAUGAGUCCGGCGCCGCGCCUCGUCGUCCUGCUGCUGGCGGCUCGGAUCGCAGCAUCUCAAACAUUCACCGACGCUGGAAAGGAUUUCAGAGUCAUUUUCCCAGAAAACAUCGCCUACUACCACCCUUUAGAUGCCCAAAACAAGAUCUGGGUCACCGCUCUGUACGACGACACAUCCGUCACAAUGUCACCAGCCAGCAGUGAACCUAAGCAACUCAACGCUGGUCGUACUAUAAGUUUUGAUGUGACCCAAGAACUCGGCAAGCUGGCGAUUAAUGAGGCUAAAGUUUCUGACCUGUUCACGGUUUUCAACAUCUCUGACAAAACCGUUCGUAUUACCAGCACCAAGGACAUCGUCAUCCAGGCCGUCAGCAGCAGAGGAAGAAGCGUGCAGUCAGCUCUGGUUAUACCAACGACCAAACUCAGUAGCAAGUACUUCGUCCCACCGGUCCCUGAGACUGAAGGAGCCACCAGCGGAGGGGAUCCUAUGGUAAAUGUUACAGAGAGAGCCCCGUUCAGACUCAUCAUCGUCAACCCCGAUGAGCCCAAAGCAUCCGUGACCAUUAAAGGCAGAGAGGAAAUCCCGAUAAGCAUAGAGCCGGGCAAGGCUGCUCAGAUCUGGGUGAGAAAUGACAGCACGACCCAGUAUGUUGAAGCAGAUAAAGGAGUGGCGGUGUACUUCAGCCACCCCUGUGCCGUUCAGCGCCAGUGCACCUGCGGCCUCCUGCAUGCCGUGCUGCCUCCGGCCAAGAACACCACCAUGAGGUUCCCCAUUCCUCCGUUUCUGGGCAAGCCAGCGUCCAUUAUGCAGUCCGAUGACUCAACCAGAGGAUGGGUCAAUUCUUCCUCACCGCUCGUUAAAUCGGCAGGAACGGCCAUCGUCUACUGGCCCAGACUUCUCCUCACGCUGGUUCCAGUAGAAGAGUUCGCCAGCUGUUUUAUGGUCCAGUUCAUCGAGGACAAGAAAAACGUUCUCAUCAUCGUGGUCCACAAGGAUCACAAGCAGGGAAUUCACGUCGGGAAUGAUCCUCUGGAGGGAGCAGGAUGGCAGGAGCUGCAGGGAACCGACUACGUCUCAACCAAUCACAGCAUUUCAUCUACUACUGUGGUCUGGCACACGUCUGCCAACAUGACCGUCUACCACAUGGUCCAGCAGAACAACACCUGGUUUGGGAACCCCGCACCUGUUGUCAGUGCAAACCCAGAUUUCAGGGGCUGCGUUUUAACUCCAGAGGUGACGAUGAUCCUCCAUGAAGCAGGGAGUUGGCAGGAAUCGAUCCGAUCCUGUGAGGACCAGAACCUGAGUCUCAUCAGCCUCCCCAGCGAAGCUCUACAAAAACAAACCUGCCGAAAUCUGCGUGGGAACGACGCCAAGCAAGUGUGGAUCGGCACGCGUCGCAGCUCGCUGACCGGAGACUGGUACUGGCUGAACAGAAACGGGUUCAACGACACCAACUGGGCCCGCAGCGAACCCGGGGACGUCAGCGAGGGCCAGUGCGCCGUCAUGAGUCUGGAAGGCGACUGCGGCUGGAAGGACCGCAACUGCUGCGAGGACGCCCGGCCUCUCUGCUACGCCGAUCCACAACUCCUGCAGAUAAUCUGACCCAGAAGCUUCCUGCUCCCGGUUCUGGUUAGGUCAGAACCGAGCCGCCCACAGCAUCACUAUAGUCAUCAGAAAACGCUAGCGUAGAUAGCUAAACCGGUUUAUUGGGGUCAGUUGGUAGUUCAGCCUCAAACUGCUGCCUGGCAGAAAACAAGAGGCCCAACACAGGCGGGCGUCAUAGUAUGGAGGGCUGAGGGUGACGUAAAACAUAAAUAUAUGAACAGGCAAUGACGCAUAAUAAACUACACCAAGCAAGCUUUAGCUCACAAGCUACACACUUAGCUAGGGAGAUAAAUAUUUAGUUUGGAAGCUACAUAAUUAGCCAGCAAGCUAAAUAUUUUUCUUCACACUAAAUAUGUAGGUUGAAGCUACAUAUUUAACCAGCAAUAUUUAAUUUUCAAGGUGCGCAUUUAGCUUGAAAGCUAAUACUUAGUUUGGCAAAAAUAUUUAACUUGGAAGCUACAUAGUUAGUUUUCGAGCUAAAUAUUUAUCUCCAAGGUAAAUAAGUAAUAAACACAAUAAAAUACAGAACCAGAUUUAAUUUUUUAAUUCAUGAUGUCAAAACUAAUCCAACGUUCUGAGUUAAAUAUUUAAUUAGGUAUGUAAACGAUAUCGAUAUUUUCCCAUAAGUUUUAUAAUAAAGAUCUAUGAAGAACCAGAUUUUAGAUUAAAUUUAAUCUGUAAAGGAAGUGACAUCAGCCAAUAAUCUGAACUGGUCAACUAUUAAAAUUAACAUGAAAACCUGAUCAACAGUUUUCUGUUUUUGUUUCAACUUUUUUCUCGAGUCAGAUUUAAUAUUUUAUCCUAAUUAAAUAAGGAAUUAUAACGCAAUAAAUGAUAUAUAUAUCUUAAUGCAGCUUAAAGGUGACAAUCUAAUAGUUUUCACUGAGUUUCAGAACAUUCAGAUUUAAUCGUUGUAUUUAUUGAUCGUAGCAAACAAUAAAUGUAUUUUGUGUGAUUUGCUGUGAAUGUAUCAUGUAAGAUGCAUAAAUAAAACUAGUCAUUUAUGCCAAUAAAUGGAUUUUCAUGUGUGAAACUAAACUUUUUAUUUCCUUUCUUUCAACAAAAUCUGAUAUAAAAAAAUAAUAAUA
Molecule: messenger RNA, 3238 nt
Organism: Poecilia reticulata (guppy)
Lineage: Eukaryota; Metazoa; Chordata; Actinopteri; Cyprinodontiformes; Poeciliidae
Source: RefSeq, a predicted model, not a curated record